AGGUUCCUUGGUAAGACCUAAAGUCAUGAGAAGUGUUCAUUACUGCCCAGCUACAAAGAAAACUCUGGAGAGGAAAUACUCUGAUCUUACCACCUUGGAGGCAUUUCCGUCUAAUGCAAUUUACCCCACUAAGGAUGAAGAAAAUAAUCCUCUGGAGACAGAAUAUGGGCUGAGUACCUAUAAGGAUCACCAGACUCUGACUAUACAGGAGAUGCCAGAAAAAGCCCCUGCAGGACAGCUCCCUCGCUCUAUAGAUAUAAUUGCUGAUGAUGACUUGGUGGACAAGUGUAAACCGGGUGAUCGCAUUCAGAUAGUGGGAAUAUAUCGCUGUCUUCCUUCCAAGCAGGGAGGGUACACAUCUGGUACAUUCAGGACAAUCUUGUUAGCCAACAACAUCAAAAACUGAUGAGCAAAGAAAUUGCCCCAACCUUUUCAGCUAACGAUGUAGGGAAGAUCAAGAAGUUUUGUAAAGCUCAUUCUAAGGACAUUUUUGACCAGUUGAGCAAAUCCUUAGCUCCCAGCAUUCAUGGUCAUGAGUAUAUUAAGAAAGCCAUUUUAUGCAUGCUGCUUGGAGGAAAUGAAAAGGUUCUUGAAAAUGGAACACGUAUAAGAGGAGACAUCAAUGUUCUACUAAUAGGAGAUCCUUCUGUUGCCAAAUCUCAGCUUUUACGAUAUGUCUUGCACACCGCUCCUAGAGCAAUUCCCACCACUGGUAGAGGAUCCUCUGGAGUGGGAUUGACCGCAGCAGUGACAACCGACCAGGAAACCGGAGAGAGGCGUUUGGAGGCUGGUGCCAUGGUUCUGGCUGACAGGGGUGUCGUUUGUAUUGAUGAGUUUGAUAAAAUGUCUGACAUGGAUAGAACUGCCAUCCAUGAAGUGAUGGAACAAGGACGGGUAACCAUAGCAAAAGCAGGAAUUCAAGCAAGGCUAAACGCUCGGUGCAGUGUCUUGGCUGCUGCAAAUCCAGUCUAUGGAAGGUAUGAUCAGUACAGGACUCCUAUGGAAAACAUUGGCUUACAAGAUUCACUGCUGUCAAGAUUUGAUUUGCUUUUUAUUGUUCUGGAUCAAAUGGAUGCAGACAAUGACCGUGAAAUUGCAGACCAUGUACUGCGAAUACACAGAUACAGAACUCCUGGGGAACAGGAUGGUUAUGCAAUGCCUCUUGGGUGCAGUGUUGAGAUGUUUGCUACAGAUGACCCAAAUGCCAGUGACGUGACAGAUCAGGAGUUGCAGAUCUAUGAAAAACAUGAUCAUCUCCUUCAUGGACCACGUAAAAAAAGUCUGUAGAUUAG
This is a messenger RNA of Staurois parvus, 1292 nucleotides long. Lineage: Eukaryota; Metazoa; Chordata; Amphibia; Anura; Ranidae. The record is from the annotation of a GenBank genome assembly.